Pangasianodon hypophthalmus (striped catfish) is the source of this 1898-nucleotide messenger RNA. RefSeq names its product ecto-ADP-ribosyltransferase 5-like. The transcript has 3 exons. Lineage: Eukaryota; Metazoa; Chordata; Actinopteri; Siluriformes; Pangasiidae. Gene Ontology annotation, molecular function: NAD+-protein-arginine ADP-ribosyltransferase activity; NAD+ poly-ADP-ribosyltransferase activity. Bases 827 to 1612 code for a protein of 261 amino acids. The record is from RefSeq and is a predicted model, not a curated record.
UUACAUACAUAAAUAGCGUUAUUAAUUCCUUAGUUUUGCAUGUACAUUAUGUCCAACUUCUUUUUACCCUUUUUGAAGUGUCAGUAAAAAAUUCCUUUGUCUCUGAUGUCCAUUAUUACAGAAAUAUAAUUUUUUUUGAAAACAUGUAUUUCCUUCUUUGGGUAGUCAAUUUGUGUUGAUCAUUGUUUAUGAAUUAUUAUAGAAGCAGAACCUGUUAUUACAACAAAUGAUAAUAAUAAGCAGGAGGGUUGAGAUUAGCUUUUAUAGCUAUUAUAUUAUGUUGUUUCAGCUCAACCAUUAAUUCUAUAACUAUUACUUGCAAAAAUGUAGAUAGAUUACACCAUGUCUUCCACAAUAUUCAGUUUUCAGUAUUUUUUAUGGCCUUAAUCCAGUUUAAAUAAUUCAGGUUUGUAAAUCAUCACAUCUGUUUUGUGUCAUGUGGACUUUCAUUUGGACACCUUCGGCUUACAUAAACUUAAAAAAAAAGGUCAUGCCAAAGUAAACUUUUAUUUUUAACCUUGGCCAACUGCUUUUAGACCUUGCACUUUGGUGAGAAAACAGUUCCAAUUAUGGUUAUGGAAGAAAAGGAAGUAGCUGCAUAUAAAUAGCGCCGAGUUGAAUCUCUUACACAUUUUUUUGUUUCACGAGUGCAGCUUAAGCCAUAUAUGGAAAUAAACAGUUAUUACCUGUAGGUAAGCAGAUUGAAGGAACAUUGUUGGAGAUUGUUUGAGCACCUCCUUCUUCUGCAUGGUAGCUUAUAGGAAAAGGAAACUGGUGUCUUUUUCUUACUAUUAAAGAAUCCUUGAAAACAUCAGAGCUAUUAACAAUGAACACAGCUAUGAAGGUUUCCACCUUUGCCAAAAAUGUUGCCACUGCAGUCAUCAUCAUUUCAGUUGUUUGCUAUGCAGAGAACCUGAAAUGGAUAUCAGGUUCUGUCAUUAGCCUGGACAUGGCAGAAAAUUCUGUUGAUGACCAAUUUAUAGGCUGCAAAAACAGAAUGUACGAGCGGAUUACAAAGAAGAUUCUACCAGAAGAGUUAAAAUCUAAUGAAUAUUUUAAAAACAUUUGGCAACAGUACGUAAAUUUUACUGAUUAUUUUACAAUAAUAAUAAAGGUCUACACAGACCCAAGUUCUGACCUUUAUAGUCUGUUCAAUGAAGCUGUGAGCUCAGGCAGAGGGAAUUAUGUCAGUAAGUUCACCUAUAAAGCCUUUCAUUUCUUGCUAACAGGAGCCAUACAAAUUCAUCAAGUAAAGAAAUGUACUCAUGUUUUCCGCAGAACCAAUGUUAGUUUUGAUACAAACGUUCUUGGCCAUGAAAUGCGAUUUGGCAGGUUUGCAUCAACUUCACUUACAACUAACAUGUCACGUAUAUUUGGCGAAAUCUCCUGUUUUAAUGUUACGACAUGCUUUGGUGCAAACAUAGCCAAUAUUUCUGUGCUCCCUGAUGAGGAAGAGGUGCUAAUCCCACCUUUCGAAAAAUUCAAAAUCACAAAUAUUGAAAAAAACCAGAUGAACUGUAGUGUCAUUUACACUCUACGGAGCACUGGGACGUUUAGUAAUAUGAACUGUGCGCUGUUUAAUUUAAAAAAAAUGCAGAUGCAAAUGUGUUGAUGUUAAUAUAGCAUCGCUGCUAACACUGCUGUAUAAUUUAGUACAUGAUGUAAUGUUUUCUAAACAUGUAUUGUUGUAAAAGCUUUUGUUAUUUCUUUAUAAAAUUGCUAAAAAUAAUUAAAUUAUUGCAAUUUUAACAAUUUUUGAGAUUUUGUCUGAAUGGAAUCUAGAAACAUUUUGUAGCUCACCACCAAAAAUUAAUAUUUGAAUAUUCAAAGAAGUGAUGACCUGAUGCUCCUAGGUUCUACACAUUGCUUAAUCUUCAAUAAAAAGAGAUAUGCAUGAA